Messenger RNA from Manduca sexta (tobacco hornworm), 756 nucleotides. RefSeq lists its product as uncharacterized. The transcript is spliced from 2 exons. Lineage: Eukaryota; Metazoa; Arthropoda; Insecta; Lepidoptera; Sphingidae. The record is from RefSeq and is a predicted model, not a curated record. The coding region runs from base 136 to 435 and encodes 99 amino acids.
CGGUACCUAAUUACGCAUUCGAUAACAGAAUAACUUAGAGUCCGCACGUAUAUAUAGUACUGCUCCCGUUGACCUCUACUUAUUUCUAUUCGGUUCGGUGCCACUUCAUUGUCUAUAAAACAGAUUGAAAUAAAAAUGGGCUCUAAAGUCUAUUACGUUCUAAUGCUGGCUCUUUCAUUUUAUGUUGUGCAAUUGUGUGCGUUUCCGAGAAACAGUGUGGCGUUUGAAAAACAACAUGAAUCACUUCCACAUGCAGAUUAUAUCGUGACACAGAAGACAGAAUCACACGAAAAGACUACUGCAGAACCAAAACUGCCAGGACGAAUUUGGUGCCAAUAUGAAGAAGUAACAGAGGACGCUAUUUGUCAAGAGCACUGCAUACCCAAAGGAUAUUCAUACGGAUUAUGUAUCAGCAACACUUGUAGCUGUAUAUAAUAUAAAAUGACAGUUAAUAAAAAAGAUAAUUCUAAAACAUAUUUAUUCCUCAAAAGUCUUAUAUUUAAACGUUGUACCAAAAUAUCUUGGAUAUUAGAAUUUCGGCUAACUCCAUGUGGGUUAGAAUAUUCUGAUAAAUCUUCAGUUGGAGUUGUUUCUCAAUAAAACUAAAAUAUUUGGAUAAUCCUACGUUUAUACCUUCUAAUUUAGUGUACCUACAUAGACAAUGUUAACAACUAGUGUUUAGUUUAUAUUAUAUUGAUUCUAAGGGUCACAUGUCAUGUAGAAUAAAUCAGCAAUUAAAAUUUCUUUUCUUUAACA